This is a messenger RNA of Babesia bovis T2Bo, 1534 nucleotides long. RefSeq names its product signal recognition particle protein SRP54. The record is from RefSeq and is a predicted model, not a curated record. The transcript has 3 exons. Lineage: Eukaryota; Apicomplexa; Aconoidasida; Piroplasmida; Babesiidae. Gene Ontology annotation, cellular component: signal recognition particle, endoplasmic reticulum targeting; cytosol. The coding region runs from base 12 to 1511 and encodes 499 amino acids. Gene Ontology annotation, molecular function: GTPase activity; 7S RNA binding; ATP hydrolysis activity. Gene Ontology annotation, biological process: SRP-dependent cotranslational protein targeting to membrane; SRP-dependent cotranslational protein targeting to membrane, translocation.
AAUUCACUAAGAUGGUGUUGGCUGAAUUAAGCGAGCAGAUAACUCAGGCGUUCCGCAAGUUACACGCGCGGACUAUUAUCACCGAGGAGGUCAUUGACGAAGUUAUCGGUGAUAUUGUUCGGGCGCUCCUAUCUGCUGAUGUUAAUGUUAAGUUAGUUAGGCAACUGCGUGAAAAUGUUAAGCUUCAAGUGCGUCUCCAUGCCGACGCGCUGGGAGCGAAUAAACGCAAGUUCAUCCAAAAGGCUGUUAUUGAAGAAUUCAUUAACAUGCUAAGCAGCGAUCGUAAACCGUAUGUUCCUAAAAAAGGUCACGCAAACAUUAUUAUGUUUGUCGGUUUGCAGGGUGCUGGUAAAACUACUACGUGUACUAAAUUCGCGUAUCACUAUCAAAAGAAGGGCUGGCGUACAGCAUUGAUCUGUGCAGAUACAUUCCGUGCUGGUGCCUUCGACCAGUUAAAGCAAAAUGCGGCUAAGGUUAAAAUACCAUUUUUCGGUAGCUACUCCGAGGCCAAUGCCGUGCGAGUUGCUGCCGAGGGUGUAGCUAAAUUCAAAGAAGAGAAGUACGACAUCAUUAUCGUAGACACCUCAGGUCGUCAUAAACAAGAGGAGUCUCUUUUCGAGGAGAUGCGCCUCAUCCACGAAGCAGUGAAGCCAGAUGACGUUAUCUUCGUUAUGGACAGUCACAUUGGUCAGGCGUGCUACGACCAAGCGGCGGCUUUCAACAAGGUGGUUGACGUCGGUAGUGUUAUCAUCACUAAACUUGAUGGUCACGCCAAAGGUGGCGGCGCCCUCGCCGCCGUUGCUGCUACCAAUUCACCUAUUAUUUUCAUCGGUACUGGUGAGCAUUUCGACAACUUCGAGAAGUUCGACGCCAAGUCGUUCGUGUCUCGUAUGCUGGGCAUGGGUGAUAUCAAUGGAUUGAUUAAUACCAUCCAGGAGAUAGUUGGGAUGAACACCAACAAGGAAAUGGUAGAUCGCAUAUCAUCUGGGAUUUAUACACUUAGGGACAUGUAUGAGCAAAUCACGAAUAUACUCAAAAUGGGUCCCCUGAGUCAAGUGGUAUCCAUGUUCCCGGGAAUGUUCCCCGGGGUAUUCGACUCCAAUAGUGAACAGGUUGGUGUAGCGAAUAUCAAGAAGUUCCUGUGCAUAAUGGACUCAAUGACCUCCGAUGAGUUGGAUUGCGACAAGCCGUUAUCCGAGUCGCGCAUCGUACGUAUCGCACGUGGAUCAGGAUCCACUAUAGGAGAGAUCAACCAGUUGAUGGAGCACUAUAAGGUGCUGCAGAAACUGGUUGGAAAGUUAGGGAAGUCGUCCCUAAGCAAGGAAAACGUAAAUCAGACCCUGAUGCGCAACCCACAGCAAAUGAUGUCGCGCUUGCAGCAAACCAUUGACCCCAAACUGCUAAGCCGUAUGGGCGGAGCCACCAACGUCAUGAAGUUCAUGAAGGAGUUCUCGCAAAUGGACGGCUCCGCCGCCAUGAUGAAACAAAUGGGUGCUGGAUUGAAACGAUGAGCACCGCUUCUAAUAAUCGUAUG